UUGAAAGUCGUUACGAAAAUACAAACGGAACAUUAUAAUUUUUUGUAAGAAGGCAUUAAAUAAUUAUGUUAAAUUAGGUUUCGUUGAAAAUAAUCAGUGCAUAACUAUAAACACCAUAGUAGAAAAUUGAUACUAAGUGUACAACUCAAAUUUAGCUCCAUCUCUUGUUCAUCUCCCUUCAAGGUGUACAAAAUUCCACACUACAACAUGGAUGAUUUUCUGAAAAUAGAGAAGAUCGGUGAAGGUACUUAUGGUGUAGUGUACAAAGGCAAAAACAAAAUCACCGGCCAGUUCGUGGCUAUGAAAAAAAUUAGGUUAGAGUCAGAAGAUGAAGGCAUUCCUUCCACCGCCAUAAGAGAGAUUUCGCUUUUGAAGGAACUUGAUCAUCCCAAUGUUGUCAAAUUGGAAGAUGUCCUUAUGGAGGAGUCCCGACUUUAUCUCAUCUUUGAAUUCUUAUCAAUGGAUUUGAAGAAGUAUAUGGACUCCCUUGGCUCAGGAAAGUUAAUGGAUCCUAGUGUAGUCAAGAGCUACCUGUACCAAAUCAACAGUGCAAUUCUUUACUGCCACCAACGCCGCAUUCUACACAGAGAUUUAAAGCCACAAAAUCUACUUAUUGACAAGACUGGUAUUAUUAAGGUGGCAGACUUUGGCCUGGGCCGAGCUUUUGGUGUUCCGGUCAGAGUGUACACUCAUGAAGUUGUAACUCUCUGGUACCGAGCACCUGAGGUGCUUUUGGGAAGUCAAAGAUAUGCCUGCCCGAUAGACAUGUGGUCUGUGGGAUGCAUCUUCUCAGAAAUGUCGUCAAAGAAGCCACUGUUCCAGGGAGAUUCUGAGAUUGACCAGCUAUUCCGUAUCUUCAGAAUGCUUAGAACACCAACUGAAGAAAUCUGGCCAGGUGUAUCCUCCUUGCCAGAUUACAAACCCACAUUCCCUAACUGGACAACAUUUAAUCUUCACAACCAUGUUAAAAAUCUGGAUGAUGUUGGCAUGGAUUUACUGCAAAGAAUGCUAGUGUAUGAUCCAGUGAAAAGGAUCUCUGCAAAGGAAGCGCAGCGACAUCGCUACUUCCGUGAUGUGAAGCUCCCCAGUGGUCUUGCAACACCGACUGCUAUCCCCUCCCACUGCACUCCUGCAUCUGCUAUACCUAACAAUAUAUCUGUUGACACAACACAGAGUGUAUAGCUACAAAAGUCUACAAGACUAAUGUGACCUUAAUUAAGACUACUCAAUAUUUUGUAUGUCAAGGACUGUAUCAUAGAUUAUAUUGGUCAAGGCCAAAAUAAAAUAGGCUUAAAACAUUGGUUAAGAAUGGCAUAAUGAUGCUUGGUGAUAAAUUAAAUCUAGUUAUCUCAUGAAAUUCAUCAACAAACAACUGCCAAGUGGAUUUAGGAAAUAAAAAAAUAAAAUAAACCAUUUAUCAAAAGAAUGACAUGACUGAAUAUUGCCUUUUAAAACUUAGAUAUUAUAAUUAUUGCUAAGAAUCCUGUAAGUCUUGAUUUAAGAAGCAUAGACAGACAAACUAUUGUUUUAUUGUAUGGGAUUCUUUGUCAGGUAAAUAACGAGGAAUGGAACACCAUUAUAAUUAUUAUUGAAUAAUGUAUGAAAAUAUUUGCCCUAAAUUGUUUUUUAGUUUUGUCAUUUCUAUUGGGUUAUUUAAUUUAGCAUUUAAUGUUUAUAAUUUAGUAUUAAUUUAUAGUUUAGUAUUUACGAAAGAUAGACAUUUUUUCAUUACAAAAGUGCAUGUCUUGGAAUCUUGACGUAUGCAUCAGUUAGGUGGAUACUUUUUGAUAUUAUUGUAUUAAAUUAAAAAUCCAUUAUCGCACAGCACCAUGACUAUUGUAUUUUAUGAAAUUGGUAGAUAGUUACUUUACUGAGUGUACUCCUACAGUAAUUUUAUCAAAAUUUAAUCUUUUUACCAACUUUCUCCAUAAAUGACGUGAACGGUUGCAAGGAUUCAACACUUGUUCGGCCUUUCCAAAACUAAUUAUAAUGGUUAA
Aricia agestis (brown argus) is the source of this 1997-nucleotide messenger RNA. RefSeq names its product cyclin-dependent kinase 1 (gene Cdk1). Gene Ontology annotation, molecular function: RNA polymerase II CTD heptapeptide repeat kinase activity; cyclin-dependent protein serine/threonine kinase activity; ATP binding. Bases 208 to 1182 code for a protein of 324 amino acids. The transcript has 7 exons. Gene Ontology annotation, biological process: protein phosphorylation; G2/M transition of mitotic cell cycle; mitotic G2 DNA damage checkpoint signaling. Gene Ontology annotation, cellular component: nucleus. The record is from RefSeq and is a predicted model, not a curated record. NCBI's taxonomy places the organism in Eukaryota, Metazoa, Arthropoda, Insecta, Lepidoptera, Lycaenidae.